AUGUUUGCGCGACACGGUGUGGCUACCGCUGCGCGGAAAGCACCAACAAUCGUCGGUAAGCCCUACCCUCGUUAUUGGAAAAACCCUCAAGCCCGACAACUGCAUCUGUCACCAUCGCGUCGAGCUCAAGGAUCGCCGGGUCCUCGAAAUUUCCACGCCACAUCCUCUCGCAAAGCUCAGCCAGUUUCAGCACAUGCCGUCGACGAUCCGCCGCUUCAGCCCCCUGACUCCUCCAACCCUGCCCUCUCAUUCCCAUGUCUCGAUGCUCAAGAGGCCAAGACAGCUUCACUUUCUAAGCGCUCCCUAUCUUCCGGUCCUGAACCAUCAUAUGUCACCGGUAUACAUCGCAGUUGGCAUUCUCAAGAUGCACUGCUUCUUGACUGGGGGGGCGUUCUGCCAGAAUUUAAUAUAGCUUAUGAGAAUUGGGGACAACUAAACGAGGAUAAAAGCAACGCCAUACUUCUACAUACUGGACUAUCAGCAUCCAGUCAUGCACACAGCACAGAGGCAAAUUCCAAGCCUGGGUGGUGGGAGAGCUUUAUUGGCCCCGGAGCCCCUCUUGACACCAACAAGUAUUUCAUUAUCUGCACAAAUAUCAUAGGGGGCUGCUAUGGCAGUACAGGGCCCAGCUCGCUCGAUCCGGCAGAUGGCCUUAAUUACGCUACGCGAUUUCCAAUUCUGACAAUGGAGGAUAUGGUGCGAGCACAAUUCAGGCUGCUCGAUGCAUUUGGGAUCAAGAAGUUAUAUGCGAGUGUCGGAUCGAGCAUGGGAGGUAUGCAAAGUCUAGCAGCUGGCGUGAUUUUUCCUCAAAGAGUGGGUAAGGUGGUCAGCGUGAGCGGCUGUGCACGAAGUCACCCCUACAGCAUUGCAAUGCGGCAUACGCAGCGUCAAGUACUCAUGAUGGAUCCGAACUGGUCACGAGGGUUUUACUACAAUAGCAUACCGCCGCACGCAGGUAUGAAGCUUGCUCGUGAGAUCGCUACUGUGACAUAUCGAAGCGGACCAGAAUGGGAACAGCGCUUCGGCCGAAGGAGAGCGGACCCGAGCCGACCGCCGGCGCUUUGCCCAGAUUUUUUGAUUGAGACAUAUCUUGAUCACGCUGGAGAGAAGUUUUGUUUGGAGUACGAUGCCAACAGCCUUCUCUACGUCUCCAAGGCAAUGGACCUAUUCGAUCUUGGACGCGAGCAUCAACUGCAGAUGUCUGGCCUCCGACAGCAGAACAACUCAAGGUAUUCGUCCGGAGAGAAGGUCGAAGGAGACGGUCGUUAUUGCAGUCUUGCGCUGCCAGACAAGCCUUAUGAAGAGCAAGCCGCUGAGACGGCUUCCCAGUCUUUCUCCGAACCUGUAGCUUUCACCUCGACGAGACCCCCAGAUGAUCUUGUGGCCGGUCUUGCACCGCUACGCAGUCACCCAACCUUGGUCAUGGGCGUCGCCAGCGAUAUCCUUUUUCCCGCUUGGCAGCAAAGAGAAAUUGCGGAAACAUUGCGAGCGGCCGGUAACCGAUCUGUUACGCACGUUGAGCUAGGGGAGGACACUUCUUUGUUUGGACAUGAUACGUUCUUACUCGAUUUGGAACACAUUGGAGGUAAUAUCAAAUGCUUUUUAGGCUAG
Molecule: messenger RNA, 1611 nt
Organism: Letharia lupina
Lineage: Eukaryota; Fungi; Ascomycota; Lecanoromycetes; Lecanorales; Parmeliaceae
Exons: 1
Coding region: 1-1611 (536 amino acids)
Biological process (GO): L-homoserine metabolic process
Molecular function (GO): L-serine O-acetyltransferase activity; homoserine O-acetyltransferase activity
Source: RefSeq, a predicted model, not a curated record